Drosophila busckii is the source of this 2291-nucleotide messenger RNA. RefSeq names its product AF4/FMR2 family member 4. Bases 45 to 2291 code for a protein of 748 amino acids. Lineage: Eukaryota; Metazoa; Arthropoda; Insecta; Diptera; Drosophilidae. The transcript is spliced from 3 exons. The record is from RefSeq and is a predicted model, not a curated record.
CAAAAAAAAAAAGCCAAAAAUACAUCAGAACAUCAGCAAAUCGAAUGUCUUUGGAAAUGUCAAAAUUCUUUGCCGGCACACGCGGUGUCGGCAACAAUCUUUACUACGGCCACAUGACGUUGGGCGCCGGCGAGGGCGCCAGCGUCGCAGUGGCAGCUGCGCGUGCACGCUACACAGCGCAACUUCGUCAGCAGCAGCAGCAGCAGAAGCAUCAAGCGGACACGCAAGCGAAUGGCAAGCAGCAGCAUCAGCAGCAGCAGCGACGAACGUUAAGAGCGAACGAAGAGGCAACGCGCAAUCGCAACAACAACAGCAACAACAACAACAAGCGAGUGUUGCAAAGAACGACGCCAGCUUUGGAUAGCGCGGCCACAAGGCGCAUGUUGCUGCCAGCAGCACAACGAAUGCGUGGCGGCAACACACGUGGCGGGAACAGGACAACAGCACUGCAGCUGCCCACGUCGCCCGCUGGCAAAGGCGGCAACAAGGAGCGGCAGCAACUGGAUCUGGUGGCGAAGCCAUUGCUGAGCAAUUAUCGGAGGCGACGCGCUGCUGUGGCUGGCGUGCCAGUUACCAAAUGGUUGCUGCUGCCGCAGCGAAACUUUAAGCAGUGCAGCGAGACUAGCGAGGCCACAGACAGCUCUGAGGAUGGCACCAGCAGCACCAGCACCAGCAACCAGAGCAGCAAGAGCAGGUUGAGUCAGGGCAAACGGACAGUAGCGACGUUGCGUGAAAAAAUCUCUUCCCCUGCAGUUGCCAAGAUAUGUGGCCGAUCACAGCAGCAGCAACAGCAGCAGGAGCAACAACAAAAACCGCAGCAGCAGCAGCAGCAGCAGCAGCCGCAGCCGCAGCCGCAGCAACCUGCCCCAAAGACGUCGCUGUUGCAGGCGGACGACGUAUUGGGAACGGCGUCCGCCGACAACAGUGCAACGUGCAGUGCGGCUCGUUGCACCCAGCGCACGCCGGACAGCCAAAGCAGCAGUCACAGCGAUUAUCAUACGACGUUGACAAACAGCAGCAGCGGCCUGUGGUCUAUGGGUUAUGCGUACGACACGCCCAUUAAGCAGCAUGUGGGCGGCAAUAAGUCGCUGAAGCUUACAUCAACUGUUAUACAAAUUGUCCCAGAGACAACAGCAGCAGCAGCAGCAACAGCAACAAUAGCAGUUGGAGCAAAAGUUAAAGCAGAUAAAGUUAUGCCGCCUGUUAAGCAAUCAGCGCCCAAACAUGCACCAAGCUCACCACAACGUCAACGUCCACAGCAGCAGCAACAGCAAGAACAGCAGCAGCAGCCGCCGCCAAUGAAGCAGCAGCAGCAGCAGUCAGUGAAGCUGCAGCAAAAACUGCCAGUCGCAGCGCCACGAGCAGCAACAAUUGAUGUUAAGCGCACAGCAGCGACCACUAGCAAUGGGGCAAGCGCAGGUGCAACGGCAAUCAGGGCAGCAGCAGUUGCUGGUGCACCCAAAAUUGUGCGCGUGCAACAACAUAAAGUGCCCACAACCAUUGAGGAUGGCAUUGAUGUGAGCUAUCAGAACUUUGUGGAAACACCCGUAGCGCGGGGACGCAAGGCGUUGCAAGUGCGGUACCUCUAUCGACCCAUGGUGCGGCGUCUGAACAACACAAAUGGCACGCGGCAAACGCGACGUGGCAAAAAGAAGCAGCAGCAACAACUGGAAGCAGAGCAAAUGGUGGAGGAACAGUCGGACAGCCAAUCGCUGCAGCACACAGAAACAGAAGCAGAAGCAGCAGCAGCAGCUGAAGAGCAGCAGCAACAGCCAUCUGUGGAGCUCCAUACAGAGCAGGAAACUGAUUACACACCGCCGCCCUUGCUAGUAGAUGCUAAAUAUCUGCCUUUGAUAAAGCAACUCUAUAAGCAUAGCCUUCCACAGCAACAGCAACAGCAGCAGCAGCAGCAGCAACAGCAGCAGCCACAAUUGCUGACUACCUACACCAACAAGCAACCCAACGUCACACGCCUGAAUGUGGCCGAUGGCCUUAACAUUUGCUAUCACACACCCAUACGCGUGUGUGCUGGUGGCGCUGAGACGACACCACAAGCUUCGCCCACCUCGGACCCGCCCGCCAUUGCUGCAGUAACGUACGAGGAUGUAGAGACACAGCUAAGUCAACGCAGCAAAGCGGUAAACUUUAAAUUGGAGCCUGGCUUAAGCAAUAGCUGCAUGAGCUUCAGCCGCGCCCACAUCUAUUCCAUGCUGGCCAAAAAGCCACGCUCCACAUCCUGCAAAAGCAGCAAGAAGAAGCGCAAGUCCAAGGCUCGCGGCAAGAAGCAUUGA